Molecule: messenger RNA, 3486 nt
Organism: Dalotia coriaria
Lineage: Eukaryota; Metazoa; Arthropoda; Insecta; Coleoptera; Staphylinidae
Gene: centrocortin
Product: cerebellar degeneration-related protein 2-like
Exons: 5
Coding region: 606-2762 (718 amino acids)
Source: RefSeq, a predicted model, not a curated record
CGCGAACCGACCGGCUGAACACAACGCGCAUGCCGCGCGCGCGCUAAACUUUUUCAACGCGAGUCAACGCUGCGCGCGUCCGAAGAUCUUGCACCUGAGCGCGAACGCACUCCGCCACACUUCACUAACGUUCAUCGCCGCUCACGCAUACCUGACUGACUGCAGCCCGUUUCCGACCAUGUGCUUCGACACUUGACCACACCGCAUCCAAACUGCAAGUACUCAACCCUCAACAAUCAUUUAAUUAAACGUGAAUAUUGUAUUCAUUGCGCCAACAUGGACACGCUUAACACUUUAAAUUGACUUUUAAACUGAUUGAAGCAAAACGUUGCUGUGCGUACAACGCGUUUGGUUGAUGCACUUGCAACGGUUACAAUAAUCAUCGAUAUUUGUAAUGAGCUAGAGACGACUGAAUUGUUGCUGUGAAACAAUUGCUAGCAUCGUGACUCCCUGUUUUAUCGACAAGAAAUUUGUGCGCGGCGUGGUUGAAUGCAAAGAACGCGUGUCGAUAAGAAAACGCGCAAACAACGGUUUGCAGAUAAGACAAUUCGCAAGGACAGAUUUGGGUAGUUUAUAUCGCGAUAUAUAAAUUUUAUGUGCCGAGGAUGGCGACCUACGACGAGUUAAAGAAGGAUUUCGAGUCGAUUUGUUCCAGCGCGGAUCAUUCCACAAUGCAUGACUUGCAGUUGGCUGCAGAACUUGGCAAAACUCUUCUCGAGCGCAAUAAGGAACUAGAGAUUACCGUCAAGCAUCAUAUGAAUAUUAUUGAUGACCAGACACAGGAGAUCGAAUACCUUACCAAACAAACAGUGGCCCUACGAGAGGUAAAUGAUUCCCGGUUGAGGAUCUAUGAGCAGUUGGAAGUGAGCAUCCAAGAUCUAGAGCGAGCUAAUCACAGGCUACUAAUCGACUGCGGCAAUGAAAAGAAAAAUUCAAAAUCAGUGACUGCUAGCCUGGAGGCUAGUGAGCAAAAAUGCGAAGAACUGCAAGCCACUGUUGAUAGACUAAGAAAGGAGCUUGAUGCUGCUAAUAGGGAAUUACAAGCGCAGAAGGAGAGCAAUGGAACUGCUGAGCAGGUGGUUGCUAAAUACACGAGACUGAAUAACGACGACGAUGUGGACGAGGUGGACAGGCCAGAAAGUCCUCUGCAGACGCCUACCCCACAUAGGAAAUCUGUAUUGUGUGCGGGUAACAUCAGAACGGACAAAUCACAGGAGACUCAAACUCCUCCAAACAAGGAUGACAAAAACUCUGAAGUGGCACAACUCCUGCAAAGGUUACAGGAUGCGCAUGCGCAGGCGAUGCAAGAAUCACGUAGAAUUACCGAACUGGAAGACCAGUUGCAGUCGAUGGUACAACAAAACCAAGAGUUGGAAAGCCAGAUUAUGGGUAUUCAACAGAAGGGUUGUGAGAUGAAGAGUAUGCAUGAGGAGUUCAGCUUGUUGGAGGAAGUCAGACAAGGACAAGUAUGCCGCAAAUGUGGGAUGGUGGAUCCAGCCGACGACAUGUCGCAGAGCUUGUGCGAUGACCGCGAGGACGAUGUGAGCAUGAUGGACGCAAUGGCGGCGGACACGCAACACCGCACCUCGUUCUACAUGGAAGUGCAGGAAUAUGCUAAAACAUCAACGCCACCACGUGAACAUGUGAACUUGUACAGAGAUUUGGUAGAAAAGUACGAAGCUCUCAAAAAGGUUCAGAAGGAUAUUCGGCCUGGAAAGAUGCAUAACACUUCUAACAUGACCUUACAAGAAGAAUUAGCUAUGUCGGGUGAUUUUAAGGAUACUGAUGAGGAGAGUGGACAUGGAGACAGCUUGCGCACUGAGCAACAGAAAAAGGUCAGGAAGACAUUUUCGCAGACACCAACAGAUUUCUCAGAGGCGGAAACGACCAGUUCUUCCGGUUACUCGGAUGAGACCAGUAACAAAGGCACGCAAACCGAGAGGCGGCCAGGGUCAUUUCUGUGCAAAAUUGGCGAUGGAGAAGAUUGCAUUAGCAUCUACGACGAUGCCGCAAAUAUUGACGGGCGAUUUCGUCAACGACCUGAGUUCCGAGAGCUCUUUGGUGAAAUCUUCAGCGUACUCAAGAAGGCGGCGAAGAAUGCGGACGAGAACAAAGAGCUGCCGCUGUUGGACGACGAGUGCAAGGUUGCUCCGAAGGUACCUCCUGUCACUCCUUGCACUGAAGCUCUUCCCGACUUCCCCGACAAUUGCACCGAUGAUACUCAGAGCGUACUUUCUUCAGCCAUGUCUGAACUAUCUACAAGCCAGGCUGAGCCGAUUACUUUGAUUGAGAACAUCCAUCUCUCUGAACCGGUUGUAAAACCACAGGAACCUGUAUUACGUCCGCUCAUCCGCCAGCCAUUGGAAUCCUUGACUGGAAACAACGUACGCAAGCGCUCGUCGUCUCGUAAGAAGAACAAGCAGUUCCAGGACAGGAGUGAUUCGCCAGUGACUCAUAUUUUGGGCAGUCCGACCAUCCGAUAUGUCAGUCGUCCUUCCUCUGGAAGACGUCGCCGUGGACGUGAUGCUAACCAACCAAACAACGAAAACUCUGAGGGUGCGUGGAAUGGCAGCACUGUCCAGUUCUUCUCACGCAAUGCUCCAUCUCCUACGCCGAGUCAAAGCAGUUUGGACUUCAAACCUAGCGUCGCCUCACAGGAACUUCAUAAGUUGAAGAAACUUGAGAAGUCCUACGCAGAUGUCCUGCGCGGUAAUCAGGUUCCCAAGCAACGCCGCGACAACUACCGCGGACGACGGAAGUAAACGCAAGACAACCAAAAAUGAAAAAAAAAAAAUCAAUGUGUAUAUUUUCCGUCUUUUUAAUUCGUGUGUCACGCGUUUAACUAUUCGUCCUAGUUUCGUGUAAAUAUUGUUUUUAUGUUUUAAUUAUUGAAGUAGGUUGUAUCGGACGUAAGUAUCUUAAUUUGCCAUCCAAGUUUAUAUCAAGUAAGCUUAACUGAAUCUAAAAAAUCAUGCGUUGUUGCCUUUGAAGAUAUCGGCGACGACUUUUUAAAAUGAUUUUAUAUCUAAUGUUCUUCUUAUGUUAUAAUAAGUCGUAAUAUUUACACAACUUCGUUUUGCAAUCUUAUUAAUUAACUAUUGUAUGUUUGUGCGCGUGUAUUUAAUUAUUUGAUUACUAUUUAGCGUUUUUACAAAUGAGGUUGAAACGAAGAUUUUAAUCCGCAAAAAAAAUUGAACAAAAAACUCAAAAAUGCAAAAAUAAGAUAUCAUUAACGUGUAGUUCGAGCAAGAAUUCGAAGAAGAUUGUGCCAACAACUAUUUUUUUAGACUUAAACAAGCAACUAUUAGCCGCGGUAGCUUUCAGUACAUUCAAGACUUACUUGGACUUUUACCCUCUACGAAUUAAUACAAGUACGUAAUAAUCAAUUAGACUAGUAGUGAGUCAAAUGUUGAUUGAUUAUAGCACAUCGAUGAUAACAUAACAAACAAAUGAAAUAAACAUGAUAAUUACUUGUAUAAAAUCUUA